This is a messenger RNA of Racocetra persica, 429 nucleotides long. The record is from the annotation of a GenBank genome assembly. Lineage: Eukaryota; Fungi; Glomeromycota; Glomeromycetes; Diversisporales; Gigasporaceae.
AAGGUUCUGAUAAUAAUAAUAUAUAUGAAGAUAUAAAUAAAUUACAAUUAGAUAAUAUAAAAUGUAUGAUUAAAAUUUAUAACCAAGAACUUGCUUAUGAACAAGUAGUACUUGAUAAAAAUAAAAUAUUAGCUAAUUGGUUUACAACACCAACAAAUACAGAAAAAGUUAUUAAUGAUAAACAAAAAUUUUUAAAAAAAUACAAAAGAAAAGGAUUUUGGUAUCCACUUACAUUUUAUUGUUAUAGACCUAGUGGUGUAGGAAAAACUAAAUAUUUAAUUGAUGAAUUUUAUACAAAGAUUGAUUGGAAUGAAAUAAUAAAUUUAUUAAAUGAUUCUUGUUUUGAAGUUGAAUAUAAAUAUGCUACUAAACCAUCUGAAGAAGCUUAUAAUUUCAGACAAUAUGGUAGAGAAGAUGAUAAUAAGAAAG